AUGACUCUCCGUCUCUUGGCUUGUCUGGUGGGAGGUGCCGUCCUCGGAACUUCUGCACAGGACAGUUCCACAUUCAGCAAAGCCUUUAUCGUCGAGUCAACAGCUGCUGGGUUCGAUGUAAUCUCGGACGUUCAACAGCACUUGGAUGCCCAGGGGCUUCCUUGCGUAGCGGCGACCCGAAUCGCCUUCGACUCGUCGCAUUUCACAGGAGCGUCUUUCGAUGUUUCCUGCGACACCAGCAACCCGCUGACUCCAAACACAACGGAGAGCCAGCUCCUGACCACAGUGCAGAACAUCCCCGCUGUGAAGAACGCGUGGCCAGUCCUCACCUUGUCUCCCCAAUGGCACAGCGCGCCAGGAGGCCGUGGCAUCCAGGGCCAUGAUGCGACGACCCAAACAUUGUCACACUUGAGGAAGCGCGCAACCAACAGCAGUGGAGACGACGUCUUCUCUACCCACCUCGGUACAGGCGUCAGUCGCGCACAUGCUGCCAACAUCACCGGUGCAGGCAUUAGGAUUGCUGUGGUUGACAGCGGCUUCGUGACCAAGGACGUCAGCCCGCUAUCCGAGACCUACGUCUCGUACUCGCACGACCUGACGGAUGGAGACGCCGAUGUCUCUGACAACUGUUCCUUCCACGGCACCCACGUACUCGGCAUCGUGGGGGCCGCCAGUGCGGACAGGAAAUACGGGGUGUUGGGAGUCGCACCGGGCGCAACCUUCGAGCUGUAUAGGAUCCAGGCGUGCAACACAUCUGGCGCUGACAUCGAUGUCCUGAUCAGUGCCUUUGUGGAGGCUGCGGACAGGGGCGUGGACGUCAUCACCUGCUCGUACGGCGGGGGCCUGGACUGGCCUAACGAGGCAUGGUCUCUGGUCGCGACCCGGAUCAUGGAGAGCGGCAUCUUCGUCUCCCUUCCGGCGAGCAACGAUGGCCCCGGCAUCUUUACCGCUGGGUCUCCAGGGGGCGCACGAAGUAUCUCAGCUGUCGGGUCUGCAGAAAACCCCGAGACGCCCGUGUAUACCUGGCAGGCGGCGUGGAAUGCUACUGGCAGCUCGGGCUCGGUCGGCUUGGUGCCCGGACUGCCGUUCGAUUUCUCGGGAGAGGCCCAAGAUGGGCUCUCGCUGUGGCUUCCCGCCGUUGCUGAGGACCUGCCUGACGAAGACUGCAACUCUGUUCCGGACAAUUUUACGCCACCCGCAGACCCCAGCCGGACUAUUAUGCUGAUCGACUACCGCCACUGCUGGACGCUUGGUGGUGAUAGACUCACUGCGAAGCUUGGUAUUCCAUACAUCUUAUACUACUCACCCAAAGAUGUUGAUGUGACACUAUACGGCCUUCCAUUCAUAGAGGCAAAUGCCGCCAACAAUGUAUCCGGUGUCGCUCUGGUGUCGUACCAAGAUGCUCAGAACUUUAUAUCUCAGCUCAAAGAAGGCGAUGUGAAAAUUAUCGUCCCCUCAGACACGGCAUCCUCGGAUGAAGAACUGUCAGUCUUGUCCAACAGCCUCACUGGAAAUCUCGUCAGUGACUUCUCAAGCUGGGGCCCUUCCAUGGACAGCCGCAGUCUCCCUACCUUCAUCGCUCCCGGCGGCAACAUCCUGUCCUCAUUCCCAGACUACCUGGGCGGUUUCGGGGUCAUCGGCGGGACUAGCAUGGCGACCCCUUUCGCUGCGGGAGUGGCAGCUCUGGUCAAGCAGACACGUCCGGACCUGAAGCCGGCCCAGAUCCAGGCUGCCAUGGCGUUGACGGCGAAGCCGGUACGGCAUCGCAGCGCGCCGUCCAGGAAGACACCAAAGGACUAUGACUACUUGGCGCCGGUCUUUGCUCAAGGUGGAGGGCUCGUGGAUGCGUGGGCAGCGGCACACACCGCAACGCUGGUGAAUGUGUCGAGUCUCAGCUUCAACGACACCACGAACAGGCCGGCCUCACUGAGCUUCGAGAUCACCAACACCGGAGCGGAUUCCGUGGAGUACGAGUUCAACCACAUCGGUGCCGCGUCAGGUUACAUCCUCAACGCAACGGACAAGUACAAGUCUACCGGGUCAGACCCCGAGGCUGGCGAAGUAGUGCCAGUUUUUGCCGGAGUAGACAUCACACCAAAAAGCCUCACGCUCGCGCCCGGCGCCUCGACCAUCGUGUCCGUCUCCAUCACGAGUGAGCCAGAUCUCCCCGAAGUCAAGACGCGAGGCUCCUACUUCGGCGGAUACAUCGCUUUUAACACGACAAGCCCCGAUGCACCUGCACUUUCACUGCCAUACACCGGCUUUGGCUCGCCGCUCGUCGACCUGCCCGCCAUCAACCUGGCCGAGAAAUCGACGUACCUCGCAGCAGUCAAUGACACUGGCGCUGAGCCCAUCGACUCCGGCCGCGUAUUCGUGUGCUCAUACAACGUGUCGUCUGACUCGCCGUGUUCCUUUGAGGCCGACAACUACUUCCCGGCCUUUGUGUUGACUUUCAUGCUGCAGCCGUAUCGCUGGGUCGUCGAUCUCAUCCGGUCAGCGGAUAAGAAGGUCGUCGUCCCAGAGAUCGUGGCUGGCGGCGCCCUGGGUAUCAACGGUACCACGAGUCCCUGGUACCCCGGAGGAAAUUAUUUUUGGGACGGCAGCGAGGGCAAUAGUACGUUCUUGGUUGAGGGCUCGUACAGCUUCAGGGUGAAGGCGUUAAGAUUGAACGGUCAUAUUGAUGUUGAGGAGGAUUAUGAUGUGGUGGAGCUGGGGGAGUGGGUGCUGAAGUAUGCGAAUGACAGCAUAGGGUUGCCGGGUAGGAGAGCCUAG
Messenger RNA from Diaporthe amygdali, 2772 nucleotides. RefSeq names its product serine endopeptidase. Gene Ontology annotation, biological process: proteolysis. The record is from RefSeq and is a predicted model, not a curated record. NCBI's taxonomy places the organism in Eukaryota, Fungi, Ascomycota, Sordariomycetes, Diaporthales, Diaporthaceae. Bases 1 to 2772 code for a protein of 923 amino acids. The transcript has 2 exons. Gene Ontology annotation, molecular function: serine-type endopeptidase activity; tripeptidyl-peptidase activity. Gene Ontology annotation, cellular component: cytosol; membrane; cell wall.